Porites evermanni is the source of this 15126-nucleotide messenger RNA. NCBI's taxonomy places the organism in Eukaryota, Metazoa, Cnidaria, Anthozoa, Scleractinia, Poritidae. The record is from the annotation of a GenBank genome assembly.
CUUUGAGGCAAGUCUGAUAUAUUAUUUCGUUGCUCAGGGGAAAGGGUUCGAAAGUACAGACAGAUAUUUACAACCGUAAUGCAAAAAACAGCGAUGGCUAAUCAAGGCAGACGGGCGACUUUAGCAGAACUGACAGAACCUCUUCUUGCAAAUCCAGUGGACUCUGAUGAUCCUUAUGGUAAGGUAGAUUGAUACGUCAACGAUUGAUUAAUUAUUCAAACAAGUAAAGCUGUAAUUUAAACUGCGUUUUUAUUGCUUUUGAAAAGAAAUAGGCCAAGUUUAAACGCUAUCAGCGCAACUGUAUAAAACCGUAGCUGAGUUGCUUUGAUUCAUUCAGGUUGACGACUGAUCAGAGAUCGUAGAAAACAAAAUAUUGGGCUGUUUCGGGUUCAGUUUCUAUGUAAAGCAAAUAAGCUUUGCUGUCAUGCAUUAGGAGCUCUGGUAGUACCUUGAUUUCUUGCCAUAGAAUCGAAUUACGAUAGAGGUAAAUGUUAACUCUGAAAACGUCGUUGUAAUUCCCAGUGAGUCGAGGUACAGAUCAUGCUGAAACAAAGUGGGCUUCGUUCGUUUCCAUCAGGAAGUUUGUUAAUUAUGGAUGCCAUUACUGGCACAGAAACGUUAAAGAAGAAUGGCGCUUCGCUCGUUUUAUUUCAUAACUAAUUUUUUAAGUUUUCUUUGUUUUGUUUUUUUUUAUGGCUUCUAUCCUGAGCUAGAAGCGCUAUCAAAACAUCAAAUAUCGCUGCAGUUAGUAGACCGUGGCCGGAAGGAAUUUUAUUUCAGUCGAUCCGGAAUUCUAGUCGAUCAACGGCUGAUAUGAGCGAAACCGUGCGAAACUUUGCUCCUUAAAAUCAGCGAAACAAAUAACCGCAAAAGUGAAAGCUUAUGACUUGAAAUGCUUUUGUUCCUUCGGAAAUAAUUUGGAAUGCGUAUAUCUAAUUCCGGUUCAGCUUGGCUGACCUCAUCAUCCCAUCCGACUUGAAUAGUCUCUAUAGCAUUCUUAAUCCAUCCCCAAGCUAGGGUACGGUGUCUCAAUUUUAAAAAGUACAAAUUCGAUACGGAUAAAAUUAAUUUGACUUUAGGCAGAGUAAAUGGGCAAAUUAUAAUGUCCGGGGGGUACUUCCUAUGAUGGCCUAUCGGGGGAGGCUUCGCCCUCAAGGGGUAUCUCUUUCAGGCUUCAGGUAUACGAAAUGGUAGGGAUUUCAGUAGUUGAAGUAUAUACAAGGGUAGGGAAAUCUGUCAUUUGGGUCUGUUAAAGGGCCCAAAAGGGCUAACAGAUGAAUUUUAUGGCUCUAUAAAGUCGAGAAAACGUUCUAUUUUUGUGAUUGAUUCCUAUUUAAAAGACAGUGCAUUUACAGCAGUUAAAAGGGAUGCAUAGUUCUAAACAAGGUAUGUGAAAGGGGUACCAUUUGUUAAUAGAAGGUAUACGAAGGGGUUCCUUCUUCGUGAAAAAUGGUAUAUAAAGGGUAAGGGGUUGGACCCCGUGGCGGAGCCUCCCCGUAUAAACAUUUGUUGAGUACCCCCCGGGUUAUAAUGACGUCAUUAAAAGAAAACACUAUUCCUUACAUCAACUGUCAAACGUUAGCACAGCAUGAUUAAGAGUGUUAUUAGUGUUCACUGCCUUUGCUGUUUGUUUCUGUUUUGCUCAAAGUCAUACUAAUGAACUUUUCGGUUGCAUUCAAAAACGAAACUGAUUCAUGCCAUAGGUCUGCAGGGGUAUGGGUUCUUGCCUAUGCUGACUCCAUGAAGUCGUCUCAAAUCGUGGGUUCAGAAAACGUCCAAAACAUCGUCCCACAUACUAACAUUUUAACACCAAGAAAAUAUGGCUCCUGUAUGUAGUUAAAAUAAAUCAAGUUUCUUUGUAUUUUUCACCCCUUCCCCCUCAGGGUACGUUUUUGUUUCGGUUCAGUUCCUCUCCCCCUUGCGUUAUGUUUAUUAAGCGGUGAUGCAUAUCAUGUCAGCAGCAAAGGAAGAAGCCGCCUUGUUGACGCCCGCGUGUGCCAACAUACGGAUUGUAAAUAUUGAGUUUUAUGAGUGACUGGCCCUCAAAGAGAAAAAUUAUGUUCCCGCAGUCAUUAGUAGUGAAAAAAUUCUGAUAACUAACCCUAAUUGUUGUACUGCAAACAAUCGUCAGCCAUCUAUUAUCGGUAGUAUCAUUCCGUUGCUUUGCUGUUAUUACUCUUUCUUUGACAAGUCUGGAUAUUGUGUCCGUGGAUAAAAGUUCUACAGGUUCUUGCGCAUAAUAUAAACUUAAAUAAAAACAAAAUUAAAUACAAAUAAAUGCAAUGCAAGUGAGUAUUUGUUGAAAACUGUUUCAUCUGAAUGAUUCCCUUUCUUUAAAUGGGGUUCCAUUUUAUGUAAAUUUUAGCCUAGUGCAAGAUACUGGCUCGGCUGUUUUUUUUCAUUUAUUUUUUAAGAGAAAUGCUUCGGUGAGUUUUGAAUGGUGGUUGUCAAUCAGUCUUGGUAAGAAAGAAGCAAGAUUGUGUUUUGUUAGGCAUAUUUUAUUUUGCCUUUUCUUUCUUUUUUUCAGUUAACCCUUUAAUUACCUUAAGUACUAAACUCAGUCUUUGAAACAGUAGAAACCAAAACAAACCUUAAACAAAUUUCACUUGACUACAUAUCAUGUACUCGCGAUGCUAAAAUAUUCAGUGAGAAAAGAAUUACAUGUCAUAUUGUUUUAUUUCCGGGUUUUAAAUUAAUCAUGUUAUUUUUGGAUAUUGCUGACGUCAUCUCUUUCACUUUCGGACGAAUGACGUCAAUGCCCCGAACGCGUAAACAGUUGCCCUCCUGGGUAGUGUAUAAACUUGAAUUUUGCCAAGAAAAUCGUGAAAUGAAAUGCCGUGGUACAAAACCGCAAUACUGGAGAGCCAGGGGCGCAUGAAAAAAAAAAAAAAAAAAAAAAAGUUUACAUCUUUUAAAAAGGUCGUUUUCUUUAUUAGUUUUCUCACCCCCCGUUUUCUGUCCAAAAGGAUGAUGUUGUUUUUCUUAUUAUACAACAAAUUUGCAAAAGGUUUUUUUUAUUAUAAUAUUUAUAUUUUUUAUUUUUUUUUGUUAUUGAUUUUUUAUUUCUACUGGGGAUGUUAAAAAACAUAAAUUUGAAAAAAAAAACGGAAAAAAAAAAGCCGGGGUACAAAACACCAAUAGGGGAGGACCAGGGGCGAAUAAAAAAAAAAAAAAAAAAAAAGCUUACAUCAUUUAAAAUGGUCGUUUUCUUUGUUUGUUUUCUCCCACCGCGAUUCUUGUUCUACAGGAUGGUAGUCUUUUUCCGCGUAAAUGACAAAGCUGCAAAGGGCCUAUUACCACAGGAUAUGCCAAAGGUUGAAUUAUUAUCGUGUUAAACUUCUUCAUAAUCUUUGAAGUGACGUAUUUUUCAAUUAUUAUUAAUACUGGUAUCGUGCACCAAGUUCCUAUUGGUGCACACCCUAAUGUUUAUUAUAUCAGUUAACUCAUUUUUAAAAAUGAAAAACUGUGUUUCCACUUUAAGGUUGUUAAAUUACAUAAGGAAUACUCUGCUGGUAUACCGGCGUAGCAAAGUCAACCUGUGGGAGAUGUUCGGGGAAUACAAUGAGAAAAGUUUGACGUAAAUCAUUAAAAUUUCUCCAGUAAAGUACUUGGGGGUUACGUUCGGUCCGCCAAUGCUGCAACAAGCACAUUUUUCCCGCAGCAAUUCUGUAACAGUACUGGCUUACAUUUCAGUUGGUGUAUUGGCACGAAAUUAAAACAACUUAAAGUUUAUCAGUCUCUGCAAUUUCUAGUAAAAUUCAUUUGCAUUUGAACCAUUCAGUCAACAAGCUGCAUGGCAAGUUGGGUAGGUAAGAUCCACUGACAGGCCACUGGCCAUGUAAUGAUGACUUCCACGUACCAAGUUUGCUUCGUUUUAUGACAACACGGGAUAAAUUAUGGCGUCAAGAUAUUUAGGCUGCAAAAAACUAGGUACUUUUUGACAUUGUUUUGUUUCGUUUCUGAUGUGCAAAUCACGUGGCAAAGUGACUCUUUGGAGUAACACGCUAAAGGGGCAAAUAAAUCAGGAAACUAGAUUCUUUUUGCAAGAUUUGUUCCAUCCGUUUUGAUAUCCAUAUGCACAAAAGGGAAAAAGAAAAGAGGCGGAAGCUAGGUGGAUGUUUGUUAAAUAAACCAGUCCGACAGUAAGGCGAGGUUUGGUAAAACAGCUUCGAUCUCUAGAUCAUCCAUAAUCGUCAUAAACGUUUGUUUAUAUUGAUUUAUAGUGCAUGACUUGUCUGAAGGAUCGACGCAUCUUUUUUGCUCUCGUAAGAGAGGAGAUUAUAGUUUUAUCAGUAUACAUAUCUUUUUUUCAGUGCUGUGUGGCAUGACUUGAACCAAAAGACCUUGAUGACAAAUUUGUCAUAUUUGAUAAAACUGUGUGAACAAUACGAAAUGGUAUCUGUAUUGACACUUACUACCUAUCUACUGAUAUUUCUUUCUUGAGGAUUCUGUUUCUAUUUGAGACGGCACGGAUGUGAGAGUUUUGUUUAAACUAAGCAGCAAAUACAUAAAUUAUAAUUUCUUUAAAUGUAACAAGCGUGUUAAACUGGUGACCUCAUGACGCAAUCCUCAAGGCUGUUGUGCAAAAACGUACUAGUCUCUCUAUUCGGUCAAUCAUGUUCUUACGAUGUCAGGCAAAGAGCUUGCGAGCAUUCGAUCUAUUCUAAGGCUUGAACCUGUGCUGAGCUUUCUGUACAGCUUACUUAAGUACAGGAGUCAUAUCACUCGUUGAGUAAAAUUGGGACAUGGCUAAACAUUGUCACAUGAAGGCAGUAUUACUCUGACUUUCAAUCAAAUUGUGAAGUGGCUAUUGUAACUCUUUUAUCCGAAUGACCGGUGGAUCCCUUACCGCUCCAUAUCGGGUCCUUUGGAAGCAACGAUUUGGAGGGUGUAUAUAACUCUGACUUUCAAUCAAAUUGUUAAAAAAGUUAGCUAUUGUAACUUUUAUCCAAAUGACCUGCAUGUAAAUACCUUACCUCUCCAUACCGGGUCCUUUGGAAGCGAAAAUUUGAAGGCGGUGUUAUUCUGACCUUGAAUCAAAUUGUGAGAUGGCUAUUGUAAUUUUUAUCCAAAUGACCUCUAGAUACCAUGGCCUCUCCAUACCGGAUUCUUUGGAAGCGAAGAUUUGGAAGCUGUAGUUACUCUGACUAUCAAUCAAUGUCACCCUGAUUUUCAAUCAGAUUGUAUUGUGAAAAGGCUAUUUUAACUUUUAUUCCAGAUACCUUGCCUCUCCCUAUCGGGUCCUUUGGAAGCGAAGAUUUCCAAGGUGGAGCAGAAGUACGAUUUGUGACGUUAGAGGAAAAAACCGUGUUUGAUAAAGUACAGUCCAGGAGUGGAGGCGUAGCAAAACAGCGAGUUCCAGAUGGGAUGGUGCAGAUGGAAGCACGCUCCCCAGUGGGACAAAUCCUGGGAAUAAAAGUUUGGGUAUUCCGGGAGCCAUCAGCGGCAAAACUUCACCAAGAUCAAAACGGACCCGUCGAACUUCAGGUCAUUCAUGGAAGACACGAUAUCGAAAAGGUACCAUAUUAAUUCUUGUUUCCUUUGCAGUAGGCUUUCUGUCCUCUUGUGUUCCCCAGCGGUGAAGAGACAGCAUCUGCGUGGUUUUGUUUUGCCAUCUCUCAGUAUUUCGUCAAUUUGACAACUACCAAGCUGGUCAAACUUAGUAAGCACAAAAGACUCAAGGACUACUUACAACCUUUCAAUUAAGAAACGGGUGCACAGGAGAAGUAAAGCUUAGACAAGAAACACUUUUCUGAAGAGCAAAUUUAUUAUUUGAUCCCCAAGAGAUUUCCUAAAACCCACAGUUAGGCGGUGCUUGCUGCUUUCUGGCAUUGCAUUGUUUUCGAACAUGAUCACAAUAAACUUUUCUGGCCCCGAUGAUAUUCAAAGGCUGCAUAGCGCUAUCCACCGAAUCACUGUCCAGUAGAUACGUAUGAAAGGGAUCCCAUUUCCAAUUUCAAUUCGGUCCUUUGCUGUUUUGCAGUAUUAUUUCUCUGUGAACUUGGACUCCGUUUAUGAUGGCCCCUUUGCUCCAGUGUACCAAUUAGCUAAAGUGGAAAUGGAUAAGAGGAACAUUUUUCAGUUGCUAGUCGAGCUGUCGUUUCACAACGGACUUGACGAAGAAACGCAACAGUUCUACAGCAAGCCAUUCAUGAUGAGGAGCAGACCCAGAAAUGAUCAACCGAAUAAAAACAAGAAACGCAAACUUUCUGGUAAGUAUGAACCCAGUGUUCUCGUCUCAGUAACCUAAGAGGCCUAGGAUGGUAGUGUAUUCUGGUGCGAGUAACUAACUGGAAAAGAAACCUUAUGUAUGAGCUAGCAAAUCACUUGAAUUACAUACUAGCCUUUUCAAAGCAAGAAAAGUCGAGACAAAAGGCCCAGUUCAAACAUCGAACUUUUCAUGUACCCAAGUUCUAGCUGUUUGGGUCGACCCAAAUGAUAACAGUUCGACCGUUGAUUCAGAAGUCGAACUUAAUUAGUCGGACUCAAUUCAUUUUCACGAUGUACGUGCCGUCUACAAUGUUUACCGGUGAAAAUAAAUUAUAGUAAUUUAUGCAUUAGGUUUGGCGCGUGAAAAGUUCGACGUUUGAAACGAUGUCACCCCUCAGUCGAAAUUCCAAUGUAGGCCUCUCAACUUUAAUUAAUGGGUCGGCCCAAAUUCGACAGUCAGACUUAAUUGAUUCAAGCGUCGAUUUUUUCAUGUACUUAUUUAGACGUUGUAACUGGGCUUUAGUCUCCUUCAGCUUUGAUAUUCGGAGGAGACCUUAUGUGAAUGGCGUUGUACUUAUUUGUAACUCAAACCUAGCAUUUAAGAACAGUGGUGAACCAUCCUAUUGGAGUAUGUUUUGACUGAGCCAAACCCUCGUGAGCGAGAUGUCAUUUGAAUAGUAUUUAUGUUAAAAAAAAUUACAGUUUUAAACGAGAUUUGGAACUAUUCAAGCUUCUCAGAUUAUAAGCUACGUUCCGCGCUGUUGUAAUAGACCUUUUUAGCUUGUAAGUUUUGUUUUUUCAAUCAGUCAGACCACGUGAUGUUCUCCAAGGAAUUUGUCUUCUGUUUUUUCAUAAAUUAUGCAUACAUAUGCACGUGCAUAUAAUGACAUUUGAAAGAAACAGUUCUCUGGGGAACCAUCACGUGGUCUGAAAUAGAAAAAACAAAACAUACAAACUAAAAAGGUCCAUUGGCCAAAGCGGAAAAUACCACAAUAUUCUUUAAAUUGCCGUUUGGGUGGGGCUUCAUGUAAACCUCACCUGUGCAUUAUCUUAAGUUUUUUGUAUGAACUACACGAGCAGUGUAUGCAUUGCACGUGCAAAUCGUGCAGAGCACAAAAGGUAUUGCAAAAGUCUUUACAUGAAGCACCACCCAAAUGGGAAAUUAAAGAAUAUCAUGGUAUUUUCGGCUUUGGCCAAUUUCUUAUUAGGAAGUGAGUCUAGAAUUUCCUUUAUUUUUACUUAUUUUUCUUUCCCUUUUGUUAUUUUAGGAGGCAGCGACGAGGAGGAAGGUAAGUUUGAUCACGUCGGCUGAUUUUUUCUUAAAAUUGAAGAUGGCUGGAGAAAGAGCUGAAGAGUGUUGAGUCAGCGACUAUUUUUUGUGCAAAGAGGCAGCUUGAACGGUAAACCUAGUUGAUUGGUUUUCCUACGGAAAAGGUAGCGAUUCAAUUUUCUGGUGCGAUCAUGUUUCGGCAUUAAUGAUUGGCUCAUUCUUUAGAUUCUUGGCCUUCUGUGCUUCAGGCCUGUCGUCGUACUAAACAGAAGACCUAUGUUAAUUAUUACGGCGAAAUAUUUUUCUUUUUUUUUAUCACACUGACAAUUCUUCACUGACAUCUACACUUAACUACCUCGCUACGCUACUAUUUCACAAUCAUGCCUGAAAGUCCGCUUAUAAUUAGUUCAAGACAAAGCUGACGUUAUUCGCCAUUAAUGAAACCUUACACUAACUUUCUAUUCUCUUUUUAAUUAUUUCUAGACUCACAGAGAGGGGAUAGCCCGACUAGCUCAGUUAGCUUCAUGGGUGAGUUGUUGAUGUUGUUGUUUACUGUCAGUAAAUAGUUAAUAGACGUUCAAUAGCAUUCCUAUCAUGUUAAUUAUUUUGACCAAUAAAAAGUGGAAUAGUUUAGACAUGUGUCAUUGCUCUUAGCAGUGAACUGCCGUGGUACUUAACUCAAGCUAUACCCCAUUUAACAUCCACUACGUUGAAAUCCUCUCCUCUAUUGAUCAUACUUUGGUUGGUGUACAAUUGGAAGAAAACAGAUGGAAUUAUCAUUGUGGUAAAAAUCAUUAUCAUUAUCAUUAUCGUUAUAGUUAUCUUUAUCAAUUGCUAUUGUAGGAUCUGCUGAAUUCCAACACCUUCGAGUGAUAGAACACCUGGACGCAAAACGAGCGUACAUUGAGCAUCUUACGUUCAAGGUACAGGAGGCAGGUCAUAGGAAAGCGGACAUCGGAUAUCACUUUAGAUUAAAAGACCCAAAUGCUUGUGAUGAUUUCGAGGAAGGAGAUGUCGUUGGUUUCUACAAGGAUGACGACGGACACUCAAGUAUACAGCUAUUAGAUAACAAAAAUGGAAAGGAUGCUUUUAUGGCAGGCGUCAUAAGCCGGUCAGCUUAUCUGGAGGCCACACCACCCAUGAAUGAAAACGGUUUGUUCUAAUUUUGCUUUUUCAAACCAACAGCUGAAUAUGAGUGGGGGAAGAGGGGAGUUCAUUCGCGAUUACCGAAAGGGUUAAAAGGAUGGCUUUGGCUUAGCCUGCCAAAACAUCCGUUUCUACUCGCUUUUCCCCGCUGGGGACGUUUCGCACGGGGAACGUCUGCGACUCAGUGACAUAAAUUCCAUGCUGAUGAUGCAAAUCAAUGUUUACUUAAUCAAUCCGGUAGUCAUGGGGUUCCAAAUAUAAAUUUGUCCAAUUUUACGUGUCUUAUGGUCGAUUUUGGAAAAGUGUUAUGUUCAUCUGCCAACGAGCGCCAGCAAAACUCAAAUGCUUCCUCUAGAGAAGACUAUAUUCCACAAAUAUUGACUGUUUUGUUAGAGAUUCUUUGCGUUUAAAUUUGGCCUUUGUGGCCUUUUGUCUUUUGUCUGUCAUUUGUAAACAAUAACUAAAACAAUGUAACUACUCCGCCGACCAAUCAGCGCUUCUGACCGGAUUCCGGACAGAUUUUACGUCAUCGGUAUGGAAUUUCUGUCGCUGUCCUCCGCGCGAAACGUCCCCAGCGGCGAAGAGCGAGGAGAAACGGAUGUGUUCGCAGGCUAGCUUUGGCUUUGGCUUCGGCUUCGGUUUUUAAUCAGUUUUGAAUAAGAACUGCCCUGUAUCCACGUGCGCAUGCGCCCGACAUGCAUGACAAAGGACGAGUUUUUGCUACAUAGUAAACAUCCAGGUCUAAAUAGCUGGAGAACAUUUUAAAAAAUAAUUAGUCUUUUUUUGGCGUUGUGUGGAAAAAAUUACAAGGAUGCAUCCAAACAUCAAAAAUACCUAUGAACGCUUAAUCCUUACACCCGGAUCAACGAAAGCUUUGUCAUACAUUUACAUCUCAGUUUACUCGUGAGUUUAUCUAUAACGUACAUCCACCAUUGAGGAAACAGAAAACAUACAUCGGCUGAGCUGUUUUAAUUGGCUAACCUACAUUCUCUCAAUAAUUGUCACAACACAAAAGUUUACAGGGGAUCUAAGGGGGGUGUUUACAUGAGAAAACUUGCACCCGCGCGAAUUUUAUACCUGGAUGACUUUUUUAUUUCGUAUCGCGUUUACAUUUUGACUUGGUCAUUUCAUAUCUCGUUGUUUGAAGGUACACUUUAUGUUGAAAAAAUACACGUAAGUUUCAAAAUCGCAAACAUUACGCAUGCGCUACCCGUUCCAGUCUACCGGCAGACCGAUUUCACACCGAAACGUGUGGUCGUUACAUGAUACUGUUGCGAGAUUUCACACCGGAGUGAAAUUCUCGCCUCGGUACAACAAUCGGGGUGAACUCACGCCGGGGUGACUCUCGCUGGCAUGACACUUUGUGGUGGUAUCAUGUAAACAAAUGUAGAGCCAUGAGAGAGAGCCGUAGUGAACUCAUUCGGGCGCGAAAGUCGCCCCGGUGUCAUGUAUAAACAGCCCCUAAGACACAAACAACAACAGUACAAAAAAACAGGAUUUGUAAACAGGGUAAUCCAGGUGAAUUUCACAUACAUACAUUUCUCUGUGUCAUAACAUCGACAUAGAAGGUCACCAAUUUCUGUGUAAUUUGGUGUACCCCUUUUCCUUUUAGAUGACACGGACGUUGUUUGUGUAAUUGGAGUAAUUCAAGUCAAGUGCAUAGGCUCUGUUCGUGCUGGUGAACGCAUAUACGCUACAGUCGAUCCCGAGAAUCCAGGAACUGCCAUCCCAGAAUCUCACCUGCCACCCAGCGUUCUCCUGAGUCGAAGCAGCAUUUUACUGGGCAUGUCCAUGCAAGAGAAGAAAGCUUCUAAACUUGAUGAUGUGAAUAUGGUGCAAUGCUUUGUGUGUAUAGUACUAGGAGUCACCGAUAAACAAAUUACUUCAGAAAUAGAACACAUGUACGAUCAGUUUGAGAUGGAUAUGAAUGUAAAGCUUCGAAAAGAGCGACAAAGAUACAGAAAAAGUAAGUUCUGCGCUAAGUUGGGUUUCUGCCUCAUUUUCUAUUCUUCUAGUCUAUUAACCUGAGGCUUUGUUUGUUUGUUUGUUUUUCUUGUUGUUGUUUCCUUUUGUAAAUACUUUGAGUAACAAUCAUGUUUUCUUUACUCGAUGUCAUUAUUUCUGCCGUCAUAUAAAAAUAUCGUGAGAAAACUUUGUCCUUUUAAUGGUGGAAAUGUGAAGGGGCUUCAAGAUCUCGGAACGAUCCUCCCUUAAUAUCGGUAGAAAUAUAUUAGAAACCGAGCAGUGCCGCGAUAAAGGGCUUUCCUCUGUCUUCUAAGUUUGUCUGCUUAUAAUUGCUUUGACACUAAAUUUCUUUUCGUGCCUCUUACUUGAUAUUUCCAAAUAAUUACUGGCUUAUACUAACAACAGUAUCUGAUAAGCUGUGUGAGGUUUAGCCAGCACGACAACAAAGUUCCUCAAAACUUUCUAGGAAUAAAAACGCACCCGCUCAAACUGUUUCAACCUGUAGUUUGUUCUAUGAACAACAACAUUAUUAUACUAAAGAUGACUGGGCUCGAGAGAGUCAAACAAGGUUGUCGCAGAGUUGUAUCUUGUUGUAGAGGUCAUUCUACAGGAGCUCAGGAAUAACAAAACCGACCAUCUCAUCUAAGAAUUUUGAGACCAAGUACGAACGAUUGAUAAGAGCUAGGUUUGACAGGCUUUUACACAAGGCCCCAAACUGCGGGCUUAUCACAGUGCUUGUUAAUGUAUACUAAUUUUAUAAGCGAUUAACAAUACGCGUUGGUUUUUUCGGCUUUUGGUCUUUCUUCAGAUUUUUCUCACAUUAAAUAGGUUGCCGUAUGGGGCAAUCCUAUUGCUGAAAUAACGUAUAAAUUGCCUGCGGGCGUCGGUCCGGCAUCUGACCUUUGAAGGGAAGAUCUAUUCUGAUUGUUUUGGCAGAUAAUCGUCGUUUUUCAUUUCUGGCUUACUUGUUCAAAUAUUUUGAACAAAAAUUUUGUUCAUAGAGAUUGCACCCCAGGGGGGCAGACCCUGGGGAUUUGCUGGUCAGUGGUAUACCCUAUCAACGAUUCCCGGAUGUUGUUCGAGGUGUUCACUUCGCACCCUUGUCGCACGAGAUUUAGGACUUGAAUUAAUCAAGUUUCGUCGACAUGCCUGUUUACAAAUCUCGUAGCUCGGAGCUCGGAUAGAAAUAAGAAGAAAGCUGUUCUGGCGAAUUCUUCCGUAGGUGAUUAUAACAUAAGAGUCCUGCAGAGUUCCAUGGGAACUCCAGCCACUACUACCAAUCCUGGGUAGUACCCAAUUCACCGAAUUUCAUGUGCAUCCCAGGGACUCACAGCGCUAAAAAACCAUACGUCUUUUCUCCACUUUUAGAAAGAAAAAGAAAAGAAAGAAGAAACUUUACUUACCGAGGGUAAACUACAUUAUUACCGGUAACCCGGUAACCCGGUAAUUCACAUAACGGCCCUCAAAACCUCAAAAGAAAGUUUAAAAUAUACAUGUACAAGUCAACUAUUUGGUCAAGUGGAGCCAACUGCGCUGAAAUACGGCAAAUUUAAAUGAGGGUUUAAGCAAAGCAAAUAGCUGGUUUUUGUGCGUAAAAUUCGUACAUUCGUACGUUAAACACUGGUCCUUAUUGUUGCACCCAGGGGGCAGGGGUUUUGUCAGAAUUCCUCUACCCUAUACCCAGAGGGAUUUGAUUUGGCAUGUGGUUUGAAUGGGCAUUUGGACAAAUCCCCCUGCGACCCCGGGGGUGGCCACCAGGGGUAAGCCGCUGAUUGACGCCAAUUAGAUAAUCAAGUCGACAGAAGAUUGAACGUAGCUUGGCGCAUUCUUCAGUAAGACUUCUGUUGUAGAUGACAGGGCAAUUAGGCGAUGUAACAUAGUAUUUAUAUUAUUUAUAACGUUUGUCUAUAGUUCUUAAAGUUCUUACCAUUAAUAAUGUCCGAUGAAUGGCGAUAAGAUCCGAUGACUGAACCACACAUAAAAGGGCCAACAUGGCGGCAACUUCCUAAACCUGACGUGGCAGCUAAGCUUUUAAAACAUACCGCUGACAACGAGGCCAUGCAGUGACAAUCUUCAAUUUUAUCGAUAACUUUUUUCUUUUCUUUUCCAGUACUGUGCCUAUCGUUGACCGUGCUUAUUUUUGUCAUUGGUUUGGCCAUAUUUUUCCUCGUGGAAUACCUCUACCCAGGAAGUGCACUAAGAUACAUGUUGUGCAGAAAAGGUUCACUUGACGGCACUGCAACCUUUACUUUUAUUCCUUACGGUGACAUAACUCAGGUAAUAUUUGUAAACAGUGGUUUGUUCCUUGCUGGUAGAUGAAAUUGCAAAACUACAGAGAUAACAAAUUUCCUUGUUCGUCGACUUUUAUAAAAAAAACCUAACAUUUUUUAAUCAACUUGGCAACAUCUUGGGAAAUGUUUUAUUUAUCAAAUUUUUUAUUCAUUACAUAUAUGAGCUACCUAAGAUGAUUAAUAUUCCUUAAAAGCAGCUCUUUGCGACUCAACUGAAAACGUCUGUCGCAAAUAUCAUAGCACAGUAAACUUAAACAUAUAGGGCCCUUCAACGUAACAUUAUAUGUUCAAAAUCCCUCCAAAGGCUCCACUGUCAGGCUAGGAAAUAACAUAUUCGACAGUUCAAUAUUUCAAAACAACUUGGCAUGUAUGGUUCAUAUCACUUUAAAUGAUGAUCACUUUCUAAGUUGUUUAGUAAUCGUAUUUGUUUGUCUUGUUAGCGUUGCACUACUCAUGGAAUUGAAUUUACAUGGGAGGGUUUGCAACGAAAGUUGUCCCCAGAAUUGGAUAAUAUUGUCCCCAAUAGAACAUGUAAGUAUCAUUCUAGAUAGUAGUAUUCUUGAAUUUAUACAAAGUUAACUUUCAAAUGAAGUUUUCGCUCGGCAAAAGGUUCUUUUUAACCCUGUGGCUAUGACGGUGAAGUCUUGAAUCAAUUAAGCAUGAGGUAAAAACUUUAGAAUAAUACCAAUCUGCAAGGUAUAACUACUAAGAACUGAAGUGUGAGCAAAAUCUUUCAUGGACUUUUCCACUACUGAAAUGAAGUUCUGUACACAAGCUUUUAGAAAAACGAUGACUGUAUCCUGUUUUCGGCGGAAAUUCAGGCCCCGUAUAAUUGGCUGUCACUAAUACUGUAAACAUCGAAAAUGCCGGCAUCCUUGACGAUACGUUUUCGUUCCCUGACUAUUUUGGACAUGUGUACUACUCGGUGCGCUGUUACGUUAAGGUCGUGAACAAUGCUCCUUUUUUCCGACCACCACAUGAGCGUCCUCAGCUAAAACGUCAAAGAUUUUGCCUUUCCACACUAAAACGACAAACCUCCGUUUUACAUAGGGCUCCACUUUCGGCCGGCGUGCUGACUACAAUCGGCCACAAAUUAAGGCCUCGCCUAGAUGGAAAAAAAUAUUUUUGCUACAAGGUAGGGAGGAUCCCCAAUAGGUUUUUUCUGCAUAUGGGAUUUCCUUUAUUGGAAGCUCGAGAUUCGGGAUUUUAAAGCAAAGUCAAGGCGACAUUCUGGAUUGAAAGUAGGCGUGACAGAUGAGAUGCCAAAAAUAAUUAACCAUCGGGAUGUACAGGAUUGCCCGAAAUUUGGCUUAGAUAAGAAAUUUGGCUUAGAUAAGAACCCUACGGGCACCCUCCGUAGGUGCGUUACUUUUAUUGGAUCGCUUUCCCAUAGAUAUAGGGGUGUCACUGAAGGACCUGUAACACCAAAUGAUAUAGCAUUGAACAAACUUGUAAUUUGACUCUUGUUUUAUUUGUCUUUUAGGGACUUCGGGAAAGUACCACUUUUAUUUAAACGUGGAUCGCUGUGCUUAUGGAGGAUCACUGAAGUUGUCUGCUACUGUACGAGGCAUUUCCAAUAACAAACAAAUUUGCGGACCUAUUAUUUUUGCCGUUAAUCCCGACUGCACAGCUGUUUAUUAUCACCAAGAUGCGCCACAUGCGGGCUGGAAACGGUAUAAAUCAGUCAGAUAUUACCCCGAAUUGCAGAAGCUUCUGACAUGUAAACCAAAGAGUGAAUUCGUCUGAUACGAAGCAAUUUUUCUGACAACUAUUUACGACACGUACCAGGGAGUCCCGUGGCGUCGAGGACGUCUCGAAGAAGCCUUCCGCGUGCCGACUGCUUUAAGCCCCAUUGGUACUAGCAAAUCAGAGCGAUUUUCGUUUGACCUUAAAAAUGGUUUCCAUAAGUCCUUCUCGCUUCUUUUAUCAGCUAAAAGGUCAAGGAAUCAUUUCCUUGCUGCCAAAGAAACCCCGGACGAAAGAGAUGUCGUGCGAUUGUGAAAAUAGAAGCCCAAUUCUCUUCGACCACGUUGGGGAAAAAUUACUUUUCAGAAAUCUUAUUUUCAGCCAAGAAGCCUUUCUGUGUCCGCAAAUCUAACUAAACCCCACACACGUUUGUGUUUGUUCAGGGUUGCCACGGUCAGGGAAAAGUCAGGGGAAAACGAACAUUUUUCAAGGUCAGGGAAAAGUCAGGGAACUUGUUUGAUAUCGUCAAAGUGAGUGAAAAGUCAGGGAAUUCUGUUU